Molecule: messenger RNA, 450 nt
Organism: Uncinocarpus reesii 1704
Lineage: Eukaryota; Fungi; Ascomycota; Eurotiomycetes; Onygenales; Onygenaceae
Product: 60S ribosomal protein L28
Exons: 3
Coding region: 1-450 (149 amino acids)
Biological process (GO): translation
Cellular component (GO): ribosome; cytosolic large ribosomal subunit
Molecular function (GO): structural constituent of ribosome
Source: RefSeq, a predicted model, not a curated record
AUGCCUACCAGAUUCUCGAAGACAAGGAAGCACCGCGGCCAUGUUUCCGCCGGUUAUGGUCGCAUUGGCAAGCACCGCAAGCAUCCCGGAGGUCGCGGUAUGGCUGGUGGUCAGCAUCACCACCGAACCAAUCUCGACAAAUACCACCCAGGUUACUUUGGAAAGGUCGGAAUGAGAUAUUUCCACAAGUCGAUGAACCAGUUCUGGAAACCAACGAUCAAUUUAGACAAGCUGUGGUCCUUGGUUCCUGCGGAAACGCGCGACGCCUACGUGAGCCAGCAAAAGCCUGAUACCGCCCCUGUUCUCGAUCUCCUCUCCCUCGGAUACUCCAAGGUGUUGGGCAAGGGCAGACUUCCAGAGAUUCCAAUGGUUGUCCGAGCACGCUACGUAAGCAAGGAAGCUGAGCGAAAGAUCAAGGAAGCUGGCGGUGUUGUUGAGUUGGUGGCAUAA